Messenger RNA from Merops nubicus (carmine bee-eater), 1212 nucleotides. It is a transcript of the gene ACAT1, whose product is annotated as acetyl-CoA acetyltransferase 1. The record is from RefSeq and is a predicted model, not a curated record. Gene Ontology annotation, biological process: fatty acid beta-oxidation. The transcript has 11 exons. The annotation marks the transcript as partial. Gene Ontology annotation, molecular function: acetyl-CoA C-acetyltransferase activity. NCBI's taxonomy places the organism in Eukaryota, Metazoa, Chordata, Aves, Coraciiformes, Meropidae.
GCUUUGAAGUAUACAAGCCGUGGCUAUGCCUCGCAGCGAACUUUAAAUGAGGUGGUGAUAGCAAGUGCUGUAAGGACACCGAUUGGAUCUUUCCAAGGAUCUCUUUCAUCUUUGCCAGCCACAAAGCUUGGUUCCAUUGCAAUUAAGGGAGCAAUUGACAGAGCAGGUAUCCCUCCAGAAGAAGUAAAAGAAGCCUAUAUGGGUAAUGUCUUGCAGGCUGGACAAGGACAAGCUCCAGCAAGACAAGCGGUGUUGGGUGCAGGUCUACCAAUCUGCACUCCUACUACAACUGUCAAUAAAGUCUGUGCUUCAGGAAUGAAAUCCAUCAUGAUGGCAGCACAGAGCCUGAUGUGUGGGAGCCAGGAUGUAAUGGUUGCUGGUGGAAUGGAGAGCAUGUCUAAUGUUCUCUACACAAUGAGCAGAGGAUCGACGCCUUACGGAGGAGUAAAGCUGGAAGACCUGAUUGUAAAAGAUGGGCUGACAGAUGCUUACAACCACAUCCACAUGGGCAACUGUGCUGAGAACACUGCCAAGAAGUUUACGAUCUCACGAGAGGAGCAAGACACUUAUGCCAUAGGCUCUUACACAAAGAGCAAAACAGCCUGGGAUUCAGGAAUACUGAAAAAUGAAAUAGUUCCUGUCACCAUUUCAAAAAAAGGAAAGCCAGAUAUAGAAGUGACAGAAGAUGAAGAAUACAAACGCGUUGAUUUUAGUAAAGUUCCAAAGCUGAAAGCUGUCUUCCAAAAAGAAAAUGGGACCGUCACGGCUGCCAACGCCAGCACGCUGAACGAUGGCGCCGCCGCCCUCCUGCUGAUGACCACGGAGGCGGCCAAGAGACUGAAAGUCAAACCCUUGGCACGGGUAGUGGCUUUUGCAGAUGCUGCUGUUGAUCCCAUUGACUUUCCAAUUGCACCUGCACAUGCUAUUCCCAAGAUUCUAAGUGAGACAGGCCUGAAGAAAGAAGAUAUUGCAAUGUGGGAAAUCAAUGAAGCCUUCAGUGUUGUGGUGCUGGCCAAUAUUAAAAUGCUGGGUAUUGACCCACAAAAAGUAAAUGUUAACGGAGGUGCUGUCUCUCUCGGACAUCCAAUAGGAAUGUCUGGAGCAAGAAUUGUUGUUCACAUGGCCCACGCCCUGAAACAAGGACAGUACGGUCUCGCAGGAAUUUGCAACGGAGGGGGUGGUGCCUCUGCCAUCCUGAUAGAGAAGCUGUAG